This is a messenger RNA of Coprinopsis cinerea okayama7#130, 933 nucleotides long. RefSeq lists its product as hypothetical. NCBI's taxonomy places the organism in Eukaryota, Fungi, Basidiomycota, Agaricomycetes, Agaricales, Psathyrellaceae. The transcript is spliced from 2 exons. The record is from RefSeq and is a predicted model, not a curated record. The coding region runs from base 1 to 933 and encodes 310 amino acids.
AUGACAGGCCGUAGUUUCACCGUAUUUCAAGACGCUCCAUCGAGCAGCGAGGCAUCAACGUCUGGCACCAAGGUGGCCCGUGCCGCCAGCGGCAUUCUGCUCACUCGAUCAGGGUCCCGCCUCAAUGUUACCACUGCGCUCGACGUAAAGGCAGCGACCGACAAGGAGAACUACAAUCCCCUCACUGGAGAGCGCGCGGCCGCGGCCGGUGCCGCCGACAAGAAGCGCAAAACUGUCCUUGCAACCAAAGCUCACGUGCCUCCGGCCGCCACGACCACCAAAAAACAAAGGGCGGACAAGGUAGCCCAACCAGAACCCAAGAAACGUAGGACUACGGCGACGACGAAGAAGUCUACAACGACCAAGUCCUCUUCCAGUAAGAAGGAUGCAAAGUCCACUUCAUCUACCAGAAAGAGCAAGCGAUCGACGCCAUCUCGCCGGGUACCUCCUAUGCCCAAGGUUGUGGAAGAAGAGACCGGUUCCGAGCCCAAGGACCAGACUCAGGAUCUCAAACAGGCGGCCAUCGAUUCCCGCUGCUAUGAGCUGACCGUCAAGCCUCUUGCCGACGUCUCUGAUGCCUAUGAAGUUCCUGCCUCGACCGAGCUUGUUGGGGAGCCAAAGGGUGCUUUCCGUAUCAUCAAGGAACCCUCUGUUGAACCCGAGCUUCGCGAUUACUUCUCGCCGACUCAUACAUCAUCCUCCCUAGGAGCCACCCAACUUGGUCGAUUCGUCGAAGAGGAGAGUAAAACUUCUGUCGUCUUCUCUACUCCCGAGAGGAAGAAGAUCUACUCGGCUUUCACGUUCUCUUCACCAUCACCUUCCGCCAAACGAUUCAGGGAAUUGCUCAACCGUUCAGGGUCGCCUACUCCCUUCGCCACUGGGACCCCACCAUCUCCUAUCGGUUCAACGGCAGCUGACCACGAUUCUUCCUAA